AUGCUAUCUCCGACCUUGUUUCCUAUCUUCUGCGCUUUAUUUCUCUGUUUACCAGUCGCCGUUAUCUUCACAGUUCAGAGAGAACUAACCGGCGUUGUUUCGCCGGAAUUUGGUUUCCGUUCUCUCUCAGUCUUCUCUCUCUAUUCUCGUAAUGUCCCUGAAGCAUCUUCUCCGGCGAUUCCGAUUCGACCUCCGAUUCCUAAAGAAGACGAGCCGCUUCUCCGACUAGCUUCUCGGGUUAACCCGAAUCAACCUCCCGGAUCGACCCGGAAAUUAGCUUUUAUGUAUCUAACAACUACGCCUCUUCCUUUUGCGUCUCUAUGGGAAGAGUUCUUCAAUGGAAGCUCUAAGGAUCUCUACAAUAUCUAUAUCCAUGCGGAUCCGACCCGAGAUUACGACCCGCCUUUCUCCGGCGUGUUCGCGAACCGGGUCAUACACUCGAAACUUUCGAAUCGAUACACUCCCACUCUCGCCUCGGCGGCGCGUCGACUAAUCGCACACGCGCUUCUCGACGAUCAGCGAAAUUACAUGUUUGCCCUUUUCUCGCCGUCGUGCGUACCGAUUCGCUCCUUUGACUUCACCUACAAUACACUGAUCUCUUCUCGUAAAAGCUUCAUCGAGAUACUCAAAGACGAGCCGUGGCAGUUCGAUAGAUGGGCGGCGCGUGGGAUGGAAGCGAUGUUACCGGAGGUGAGGCUGGAGGAUUUUCGGAUCGGGUCGCAGUUCUGGGUUUUGAAACGGAGACACGCGCGUGUGGUGGCGCGUGAUCGGAGGAUUUGGGUGAAGUUUAAUCAGACGUGCGUGCGUGAAGACACGUGUUAUCCUGAAGAAAAUUACUUUCCGACCCUUUUAAAUAUGCGGGACCCACGUGGGUGUGUACCAGCCACGCUUACUCACGUGGACUGGACCAUCAACGACGGUGGUCACCCGAGGAUGUACGAGCCAGAGGAAGUGGUUCCUGACCUGAUCGUGCGGUUGAGGAAGACGAGGCCGAGAUACGGUGAAGAUGGAAUCAACGGUUCGGAUUGGUCCGCGAUCGAGCGGAACGAUCCGUUUUUGUUCGCGAGGAAGUUCUCGUCGGAGGCGCUCGAGCCGUUGUUGGGUAUGGCUAGAAACGUGUUGUUUAAUGACUCGGCCGGUGGUGCGUGA
Messenger RNA from Arabis nemorensis, 1149 nucleotides. The record is from the annotation of a GenBank genome assembly. Lineage: Eukaryota; Viridiplantae; Streptophyta; Magnoliopsida; Brassicales; Brassicaceae.